AAGAAUUUGCGGUCCCAAUAUGGCGGCAGAUGUUAUGGUUUUUGGACGUGAUUAGCACAAAUGCGGACAACUGGGUCGCUCGAUUGUUAAUUAACACGUGAGCAAUGGAGAACGACGAUAUCAAGGAGGGUUUCAUUUGCCCAAUAUGUAUGAAGGAUUUGGGAAAUGCUUCGGUUUUGCAAAGACAUUUCGAGGAGAGUCAUUCCGAUGACAAGGACACACUUCGCCGAAUGCGAGAGGCGUUUGGCAAAGCGAAGAGAAAAAUUAUAAACAAAAUAGAGAGUUCUGAACCAGACGGGGUAACUGUAGAUUCUGUAGAUGGUGUUGUUGAAAAUCCUGUAAACAGAGGAGUCGAUCCGUUUCUUUGGGACCAGCAAGAUUUCGGUGAGAAUAAUUCUUAUACAAUAUCAGCUGAAUACGUUUUAACUUUCACUGUUUGUUGUCUACACGAUCAAGCAAGCUUUGUCAUUCGUUGAGCAUUUCCCUUAAAGUUUUUCCUGCCUGCGGGUAGUUCGUGGACGUCUUAUGUCAACACGAUGUUUCAUCCAUGAUUCUUCAAUCGAAUAUUUACCCUUGUUGCUCGGUUAUUUCAAGAGAUGUCGGUUUCGAUAUUUUUGGCAGAAUACCCCAAUUUCGACAGCACAAUUUAUCUGCUUCAAUUGGAUGGUUUCUUAAGACUUGCGCAUUUCAUGCUCUUCUUCUGGGCAUUACAUUUUUUCCAUCAAACCACAUGGAUGCGACUGAGAAUCAUUCACACGCUUGUAGAAUGCAGCAAUUUUUACACUUUUACACCCUGAUUAUUUUUCAAUUAAUUACUAUUUGGUUUUUUUUUUAACAUUUAAUCGUUGUUAUGGUCAUUUUUACCAUCAUUAUUUCUUUGGAGUUGUUUGAAAUUAGGCAAUUUCUGUUACGUUUCAUGAUUUGCCUUUCUCUACACACUCUUGUGGAGUACGGCUUGCUGAGACUGUAAACUGUCUUUGUUGUCGGUUCCUAAUUUUUUUUUUGCGGGAAUUUCAUACAAUAAUGUAGAUCUUCAUUUUGUUUUGCUCUUCAACUUGUGGCCUUUGUGCCUUGUGCUAGAGCCUUUGGCUUUUGACCCCUAAGAGUGACAAGUAUCUAAUUUCUUCUCACCAUAUCACAUCCAAGUUGAAGUCAUUAAGGUAACUAGAGUAAAGGGGGUAAGUUUCUAAAGAAACUGCAUCGGUGGUAAGUUUCUAAAGAAACUGCAUCGGUGGGAAAGUAUAGCAGGUAAUUUAGUGUGAACAUGUGAGUUGAAAACGUAAAUUGGCCACUGUAAAGAGUAAACAAGCUGACGUUUUGAGCAUUAGCCCUUUGCUGAUCACUCUGACAAAGGGCUAACUCUCGAAACAUCAACUUGUUUACUCUUUACAGUGGCCAAUUUACAUUUUCAACCCUAUUGUUAACACUAAAUUACCUGCUAACUAGAGUAACAGUUAUGGUCACCAACUAAAGAAGUUCCUGACUAUUAAAUUGAUUCUUGUCAGCACCUUAGGUGAUGUAUAAAGAGCAGUAUGGAGAAUAUGCAUACUGAUGUUAGGGUGUGAACAGUUAAAUUGAAGAGGAAAAACUCAUCAUCAAUUCUGUUAUCAGUAAUAACAGACUUCUUUUUGCCUCUCAAACACAGGAGCCUCAAGAAGCAGAUUUAGAGAAUUUAGGGAAAGACGAGAUGCAGAGAUUGACAGAUUCGUUGUUGAAACUAAUAAAAUACUUAUCAGACUGGAGAAGGUAUGUGUAUUUACUUGGCAAUGGUCAAUUUGGUAAUUAUGUACAUAGUCUUUUUGGAAUAAAGUCAUCACUGUGGAUGUUAACUCUUCAACUCCUGGAUCUAAUUCGUAAUUCUCCUUACUAUCUGCCACACAAUUCUUGUGAUAUAACUAUGUAGAAUUUUUUAUUGGAUCAACUAAUAAUCUCUUUAUUCUCAUCACUUUCUGCUUGAUAUUGUAUUGAUAUUGUAAGGAGAAAUCUUGUCUUGGUCACUUAUGAGAGUUACAUGUAAAGGGUUAACGGUUUGCAGAAGCUUACCUAGGAUUUUUAAUAGGGUAAACACAACUAAGACUUUCUGCACUCCUUAUUUGAAGUUACUUAUUCUAUUUCUACUUUUUGUAUACUGGCAGACUGGUAUUCAUUUAUUGAGAAGGAUAGGCAUUAACCCUUAAACUCCCAAGAUCUGAUUGUUAAUUCUCUCUUCUAGCUCCUACACAUUUCCUUCUAAAUGGGUUAUGAGAAUUUUGUAUUAGGUCAAGAUAAGGUCUUCUACCCGAUAGGUUUGUGUAUUCUCAUUACCUGUUGACUGGGUAAUGUAUGGAUGUUAUUGGGAGAAGUUACAUGUUAAUCACUUCUGGAAGUUAAAGGACUAAUGGGGAUCGUUGUGUGGGAAAGAUUUAUGACUGUUUCAUUACUCCUGUAGCACAUCAUUCUACCAAAUUUGGUACAGCUGUUGCUGGUGUGAACCACUUGCCUUGUGUGCAAAGUUAUCUGACCAAAGUUUAUUUUCUUGGCUGGGAAUUUUUAGCUGGUAACUUUUGUUAACUAAUGAGUCUGAAUGUGUCUUCUUUUUACGUAUGAAUUUAUAAUGAUUUUAGCUUUUAAGGUCAGGAGUUACUGUUAAAGAUUCACCUGCAUUACCCACAAGACCAGGAAGAAAAUGUGAGUACUGGUAUCUGUUUCCUUGACCCUUGACAUCCUAAUAUCAGUAUGUAUAUUCUCCAUACUGUUUCCUAGGCAUUUCUCUGGGCAGACAAAAAAAAAAAUUAUAACAAUCAAGAACUUCUUAAGUGGUUGAUGAUUGUUUUUACACUCAUGAUACUGUAAAGAGAAAUUAAAGGCUAUUCAUUCAGGGGUCAGACGUUUAAUUUAGCAUUUAAUAGUACCAUUAACAUUGUGUUUGUCUUUUUAUUGUUAUGAAUUUACUCUUCAUCGUUAUUACCUGGUUUGUGAAUGACUCGGUCAUUCAUUUACCAAGCUGUUAGAGUGGGGCUGAAUUCUUGAAAUUGUUCAGCUGGUUGUGUGUUAUUUAGUCAUGUGAUUAUUGACUCUGGAUGAGACCAUUCUUAGUUUUCAGCUCAUAAGUUUUAGAACCAUGACCUGUCAUUCCAGUCUGUAAUAAUAGACCUGUAUUUCCCAAAUAAGGCCCUUUGUUACCUAGUGUUUAUCCAUACAGUCUGAAAUGCCAACCUAAUAUUUCCUUUACAGCUUUAGAGAGAAGUCUGGUGCCAUGGAUUGCUGACAGUGAAGUGAAGUUUUGCCCUCUUUGCAAGAGGCAGUUUAAUGUGGCUCGACGUAGGCAUCACUGUAGGCUGUGUGGGGGAAUAAUGUGUGCAAAGUGCUCAGUGUUUGUGUCUGUUUCUUUUUCUGGUAAGAAACUAUGCUUAAAAUAUACCAACUUAAGUUGUUCUGUCAGACAUAAUUGAUUUAUAACAUGAAUGAAAGCACACAAUUAUCUUAAGGAAAUUCAUUUGUGCCAAUCUGUGCUUUACAACAGCAACGUUUCAAAUCUUUUAAAUUCACGAUAUCUUUAGGUAUGGUUACGAUGAAGCAUUUUAGUUGCCAAUUUGGUGACUACUUUUCAGGAUUUGGUUGCCAAAGUGAAAAAUUUAGUUGCAUUGGCACCUGUAUUAGAUGCGAUUUCAUGCCCUACUAUAGGACGGAAUCCACUUUUUGUUUUCUGUUAUCUAAUUGGCAGAUUGUGUGUCUGUUCAUACAUGUAGGUGCACAAUAUUUGUGUACAAGACUCAAAAUAAUUUUCCAUAUGGUACAUGUACCAUCAAAACAUCAAGACACCACCCAAGUUUGGCCAUACAAAUAUGCAUUGACUCAUUCAACUCACUCUUGCAAUAAUCGCUCUGACGAAGGGCUAACGCUCGAAACGUCAGCUUUUUUACCCUUUACGGUGGCUAAUUUAUGUUUUCAACCCAGUUGUUAACACUAAAUUACCUGCUAUACUCUCCCACCGACGCAGCACCACAGUUUCUUUAGGAACUUACCCCUUCACUCUUGCAAUAACUCACUUAACAUCAGUGUAUGAUUUUAGACUCUAGUGUCCAAUUUUAGAUGCUAUUGUCUGAAUAAAGACACUAGUGUCCAAAUUUAGACACUAAUGCCUGGUGUUAGACAUUUGUGUCUGAUUUUAGACACUAAUGCCUGAUUUAAGACACUGUAGAGUCUGAUCUCAGACAUUAGUGUCCAAUUUCAAACACUUUUAUCUAAUUGUAGACACUAGUGGCUGGCCAUCCCAGGAGUUGAGUGAACAAAGCCUUUUGUUUGACUUGACAAUUUGCCAUUGCUGUUAUUAUGAGCCCUGUGCAUGCAGUCUGUGCAACAAUGCAUUGGUUUUAUUUCAAUUAGUUACCUUUAUAGCUUUUUUCUAUUUUUUUUUUCAAGUAUUCUAUUUCACAUUAAUGUGGAAUCAACCAAAUGUAUUACUUUUAAAGAACUUUUUGCUUCAAGACUAUGCUACAUAUGUUAAUAUUAUCAUUUAUUAUAGUUUCUGUGUUAAAACUGGAUCAGACAGGCUCAAGCCUUCCCAGGAGAUUAAAGGGGCACUCCAAAGAUGAUUCUGAUGAAGCUGGUAUUCGUGCAUGUCAAGCCUGUAUGGAUUGUUUGGAGAGGUAAGCUACAGUUGUACUUUACCAUUUUCCAUGCUUAAAAAGUGCAAAAAAAAGUCAAUGGCUAGUUCAUGAUACUCGGCAGCAAACCAUUCUCUUAUACAUUUCCUCCAAGACUAUCUUUUUGCAACUUUUUCACAUAUUGGCAUUCACUUUUUUUGUCAUUGCAUCUAUACUUGUGUGCAAAUUCAAACCAGCUUUAACUUGUUUCAGAAAAACUAAUCUGUGGGAGGCACUUCCUUCCUUUUGAUCUGGUGCAGAAUCUCAAAAAGUUAAUUCAUUUAUCAUAUAGUGAAGCAAAGCUAAAAUUUGUGGUACUUAAGGUUCAAACAGAUGCAGUCUUUAAAUGGGUGACUAGAACUUUUCCCUUGGCAACCAUUUUCCACCACUUUGGCAUUUAAAGGUGAUUAAAUAAUCUUUUUUAUAAUUUCAGGCCCUAAAAUGUAAAUUUUGGUUGGUUUUUUUUUCCUCAGAUAUGAUCGACAAGAAAAGGAAAAGAAAACAAAGCCCCCUGUUGUUCAAUUGUAUGAGGUAAUAAUAAGCAUUGCUAGAGGUUGAGUUAUUCAUAUAAAUUUUAAUUGAUGAAUUAAAUCGUGAAAAAAUAUCAUUUCACAGUGUAUGUAAAGGCUAAUUUGCAACGAUAAUCUUCAAUCUUUUUACUUUUUGCAUAUUCCUUAUAUAUUUUGAGACUAAUUUUUUUUAAUGAUUGUGAAUGUAAGUUUAAUUAUACAGGGAGGAGUAAAAAUUAAUUUUAUUUUUUACUGUUACUUCCUUCAACCCUCUUGAUCCAUUUCUGUAUUGCUGGUCUUUCAUAUUCCCCCAUUUGAUUUUCAUCAAUUUUUUUAUUAACUAUAAUUGUUACUUUUGCCUCCGCUAUACAACCACAAAGUAACACUUGGAGGCAUGGGCACGUUGGUCAGCCAGGCCCAUGAUACACUUUAUUAACUCAUGUGAAAAAACUCCACUUUACAGUAAUUCUAAGAACAUGCCACAGCCAGACACGUAAACCUGAAAAAACCAACUGUUGGAAAAAUAGAGACCAUGUAACCCAAAUGUAUGCCAUGGCGUCAUCUUUGGGAUUAUAAGGCAAAACUAAUAAAAUGAAGCCUAAUAACAUAAAUAUAAGUGGAAAACAAGAUGUUACAUUACGGGUGGUAAUGAGAUUAAGGCUAACAGAGUAAGUGAAAACUAAACUAAACAAAGCAAGAUGACGCGGCAAGGCUGACUGUAGAAUGACACGCAUAACUAACCGGUCAAUAUUUCAAACCCCCUAACCAAGGUCCCAUGCAUACUACACUAGAACCUAGUUCACCUCUCCGUGCCAGCAAAAUAAUAAUAUAUGUCAGUUCUAAUUUACACAAAUUACAUUUAUCAUUAUUGGUGUUUAGUUAUUAAUUUAUUUAUUUUUUGGUGUCAUUAAUUUUAAACACAUUGUCCACUGAACCACUCUCUUAUUGAAAUGUUCUAACCAUGAUCAUGACUUCUUCUCUUACAGAAAAUGAAGAGCUCUAUGGCAGAGGCAGAAUUGUUACAACCCACGUACACCAAAAUGGCUGAUUCAAUUAAGUCAGUAUUAUAAAAACUUGCCUAGACUUUUUUAUAGUUCUUAACAACCUUGAAGUUCAUUUUAAAAUUAUAAUGAUGAUAAUAAUAAUAAAAUAAUAAUUACAUUAACAAUAGGUUUUUUUCUGUUACACUGUUAUUUGCAAUCAGAAAUAAACUACAAUCAUAGGAUCAAAAAAAAUCUUAGCAAAGAUUAUGCAAUACAAUUAAAAGCAGAAGGUCUGAAGUAGGACUAACAGAUAUGAAAUUGAACCCACAGAAUGGACUUUGCUGAAGGUAAGGAAUGCUCAAUCCAUAGUCUUGUUAACCCUUUAACUCCCAGAAGUUCAACUAACACAAAACUUCUCCCUAAAAUAUCCAUACAUAUAUCUAACAAACAGGUAAUGAGAACAUUCAAACUUAUCAGGUAAAAGUUGUUAUCCUGAUCUAACACUAAUUACUUAUACCUGAUUUGCAAGGACAUGUGUAGCAGCUAGAGAAUUAACAUUAACAUUUUGGGGGUUAAAGGGUUAAGAAUCUUCAUCUUUGUUUAUUCCUACAGUUUAGGUGAUAUUCAGUAUGAUUUACAAGAAGCUGCUGAAGUGCGUGCAAGAUUAGUGAGGAUGUAUGAAUCAGUGGACAUCAUUAGGUGAGUUGAUACUGAAGAAAUUUUGAUAGCCUAAGUCAGUGACAACUGUUUUAUUGUUAAGAGAGUAUGACUGACUGGAAUACCUUAGGAAGGAAGCUAGCUUUCUUUAACUGGAGACUAUAAAUCCAGUCCUAAACCACUCCAGGCUCAAUAUCUGAGCAACUGCUCACCUACCCCUCCCUUAAUCCAACAAUAUUCACCUGAUAACAAGGUUGGGUUAAUGCUGGGCCAAUGUAGGGUCAGGGGAAAGGGUUGGUGCACAGUUUCUCAAAUUCUGAUGUUGAUCCAAUAUGUUUUUGAAGGAGGGGGUGGAAAAUAAUAGUUUGACUAUACACAAAUUCUAAGUGCAUAGUGCUUAUUUGGGGGAGUCCUCUGAGUGUGUUCUAAUAAUAAAUCUGUUUCCAUUAUGAUUUCAUAAGUUUAUUCCUUUCACUUAUUUGCAGUAAAAAGAUUGCAGCUCUUGGAACUCAAGCUGAGAAACCACCAAGUCAUCAGACAAUGAAACUCCAAAAAGGCAUAAGAACUUUUGCUACAGGAUACUUACAGGAAAACAUGUUCACACUUCCUAAUCUGCCUUCAGUGGACAAAAUUAGUAAACUUCAAGAAGAAAGGGCAAAUGCUUUGGCUAGAAAAGCAGCAGAAGAGAAAGAAAAAAGAGAACGAGCCAUGCAAGAAAGAUUACGAGCAGCAAAAGUAAGACAACAAGGACAUGGAGACCUCAAUAGAAAUGAGCCUUCAAGCAAACUUAAGACUGCCCAGCAAACUCCAGAGUCUGUUAUGGGAAAUGGUUGGGGCCCAGUCCCCAUUACUCAAGGCUCUUCCCCAGACCCCAUGCUGCAGCAGAUAGAUAUUAUUAAAAGUUACAUUGUGCAAGCCAAACAACAGCGGAAAUUUGAUGAAGUUGAAAUGCUUGAAAGAAACCUGAUGGAACUGGAGGAGGAGUACUUUCGGCAGCAUCAAGGAAGAUAGCAAAUUAUUAGCAUCCUUUGCAAAUAUUUUUGAAGGGGAUAAUUUUGUAUAUGGGUAACAAAUACUUUCAAAGAAGUUAAUAACUGAAUUUAAUGCAUCUUUCAUUUCCGUUUAGUUUUUAAUUGUUGUUGUUUUUGUAUUUUUAUAGAAAAGUAAUCUUGUCAAAUUAGUUAAAAUUGUUGAAGAUAACCAGAGCAUUUUUUUGCAGCUGUGUACUGAAAAGCUGUGAUAAUAUUUUCAAGUUAGCAUAAAAUCAUGUGAAUACCCUGAAUAUAAUGAUAUCCAAGAGUACAUGUUGUGUUUUGGUGCAAUUAAAAUGGUCUGAAAAACACAAAUAGCCUCACUGUGUUGGCAUCAAAUUUGCCAUAUUUGUGACACAGUGUCAGACAAUACUCCAUAAUUAAAUGGAUAGGAGUAGUCUGUAUAGAUGUCCUGUAAAAACCUACCAAUGCAAAACAAUUAAAAAGAAGAUACUUUUUUUUGAUUACUCCACAGGCUUUUGC
This is a messenger RNA of Pocillopora meandrina, 8288 nucleotides long. NCBI's taxonomy places the organism in Eukaryota, Metazoa, Cnidaria, Anthozoa, Scleractinia, Pocilloporidae. The record is from the annotation of a GenBank genome assembly.